Messenger RNA from Alternaria hordeiaustralica, 963 nucleotides. RefSeq lists its product as uncharacterized. Bases 1 to 963 code for a protein of 320 amino acids. The transcript is spliced from 2 exons. NCBI's taxonomy places the organism in Eukaryota, Fungi, Ascomycota, Dothideomycetes, Pleosporales, Pleosporaceae. The record is from RefSeq and is a predicted model, not a curated record.
AUGCACAACGGCGACCUCGUUUAUCAGACCCUCUCCCGAGAACUUAGCGGGUCCAGGCCGAAUGGACGGAGAGGAGGAAUAGCGAAGCGCGGAGAAGGCAGCCCAUCCAUAACACCUACCCGCCACGAGCAAGACACCGAAGCCUCGUACUUCCAGGGCGCGACGUUCACCAAAGAAGAUGAAGAACCCAACCUCGACGCAUAUCCUCCCUCGCCACCGCUAUCGCCCAAAACGACAGUACCACCAAAAGCGCCAACGAGACACCUCGCGGAACGCAAACGUGGCCAUGUGCGUCAUCGCACAUCGUUGAAGCGCAGAUCGAGCUGGAAUCCAAAUCUCAAGCAAGAGUUCCUACGACGGGCUUCGAUCGACUCCAUCAUCGCACCGUUCAAAGAUACGAUAUGGCUUGAAUCAGAGCAAUGCCUCACCCAAUGGAUAGAAUCCGACCAGGACAACCACAACACCUGUCCCAUCUGCAGAGAACAACUAUUCUCUAAAAUCAACAAGCCCGAAUUUGUCGAAGGAGCACGAGACAUAGUCGGCCCACAUUACACAAUGGCCCACCAGAUCCAGACCUGGAGACCGGCCAAGACAUUCGUCAAGAACAUGUGGCGUGCCAUGUACAGGCUCUACGAACGAGAUCAGGUCAUUUACGACUCUGACAUUGAAGAGCAUAUCAACGCUAGGAUGGUUCCUGGUUUCUAUAUAUUCAGUGACCAUUGGCCUGGAAUCAGGGAAGAAGCUCGGAGGAUGGUGCGAGAACACUAUAGGAAUGGAAGCUAUGUUCCGCUCAUAGGAAUGCAGCUUAGGUUUUACUUGUACAACGUCGAGAGCGUGUUGGAAUGGCAGAUUGAAGACGAAGAAUCGGAACAUGAGGUGUCAGGUGAUGAACCAUCAGAUGACGAGGCGUCACAUGUUGAAGAUGACGACGAUGAUAUGUCGAUGGCGGAUUCAACGGAGUAA